CCGUGUUGUUGAGUCAGGUUUUAAUGCAGUUCGGUAACUUUAAAACCCGCUAACUUCUGGCUAAUGUUCUGUUAGCUGAAGCUAACUUUAGCUUAGCUUGAUGCUAACUGACAGUUUAUCUACUUUAACUAAAUGCUUUUUUUUUUAGUGAAACACGGACAAGUGAGCUGGUUGUUGCUGUAUUAAAAGUUUAUCCAGCCGCAGCUGUCGACAGUCUCCGGUAACUGAUCGAAAAGAACUUGUUGCUGAACGUCAGUGAACCUGAUAAUAAACGAUCAGCUGUUUCCUUCGGUCCCGUUUAUUCACCGGUGAAGAUGUUUGUGCUGUAAAACGCUUCUGUGAGGAGAAGCAGAUGUUUUAUGAAGUGUUCAGAUCCUUUAAAAGUAAAAGUACGGCAUUGAAAUUGUUACUUCAGUAAAAGUUCAAAUAUAUUUUCACGCCACUUCUGCUCCACCUCAGAGGAUGAUGUUUUACUUUUUACUUCACUAACAUUUAUUUAUCUGACAGCUUCAGCUACUUCACAAAGUCAGAUUUUAUAAAAUAUGAUGUUUUGUUAUAAAUUAAACUCCAACAGUUUGUACAAGUAAAGCUAGUACUUAUAUACAAGUAAAAGUACUGCAUUGAAAAUGUCAGUUUUUAAGUCUAAUCAGGAAAAUGUAUUUAAAGUUUUAAAAGUACCCUGUUGUGUAUAUAAUAAUGUGGAGAUUUUAACAUUAUGGUGAUGAUUUCCCCCUUUUUUUUUCUAGAAAUGUUAUAAAUUUCAUUGUUAGUUUACAUCUGUAUUAUUGAAGUAUGAAAUUGUUGUCUUUUGGACCGAUUGCUGGGCCAUAUGUUGUAUGAUUUAUGAUUUUUGUCCUCUAUUCAUCUAUUGUGUUUAUCAAUCCUCUAAGCUAUUUGUCUUGAUAUAUAAGGUAGCAGCCAGAUCUGACAGCACGUCUGUUCGUGUCAGUGCACUUCAUGAUAUUGUUUUGAUGGACAUUCAGGAUACAGAAAUCUACAUUCAUCCCAUGGAAAUAUGAAUGAAUGUUUUGGAAGGGCUGCCUUAUUUUAUGAGGAAGUAGGAGAUUGGUACAGACAAAUAAGUCACCUUCUACAAAAGAUGGCAGUAGAUUCUCUUCCAUCUAUCUGUUUUCCUUUUUUCUCCCUGCGUGAAAUGUAACUUCAGUUUUUGAAAUGUGUGAGAGAAAAACAGUCGCCGGCUUCUUUUGUAGUUUAUUAAUUUAAAAAGAGAGUGUGCAAAUUAAUCAACAACAUGAGGACUUUAUGUCCAUUAUGGAAAAUGUGCCAGAUUUAGCCACAUCUGCAGUCCCCGGCAGGUUGUUGGGCCCCUGAUGGAGAACUGAUGUCUCCCAUGUGUCUCAACCACACGACACCUAAAAGACAUUACAAAAACAGCACAUGCAUCGCCAUGGAGGAGUUAACCCGUCUGGUUUCGACAGGAGACUGUGUGAAGAUCUGGGAUGCGGUUUCCAUGGCGCCGCUGGAGCAGUUUAACCCACACAGCGUCAGCCACCCUGUCGCCCAGGCCUGCUGGAGCUCCAACAACCAGUACCUGGUCAGCGCCAGCAGCAGCGGAGACAAGCUGGUGGUUUCCAGCCUCAAGUCCAGUCCUGUUCCUGUGGUGGAACUGGCCGACGGGAAAAAACAAACCCGUGCGUGUCUGAGCUCGUCGUCUCAGUUCCUGGUCAGUGGAGGUCUGGAUCACUGUGUUCACAUCUGGGACCUGAAGACAAAGAGAGUUCACCGCUCCCUCAAGGACCAUAAAGAAGAGGUGACCUGCGUGUCCUUUAAUGCCAAUGACAGCUGUGUCGUCUCCGGUUCCACCAGCGGAGACCUGGUCCUCCACAGUCUGACCACCAACCUGUCCGGCAAAGCCUUCGGACACGGCAGCGACCAGCCCAUCCAUGACCUGAGGCUGUCCACGCUGAAGCGCUCGCUGCUUGGCAGUGUUUCUGACAGCGGCACGGUGGUCCUCUGGGACGCCAACACCCAGAAGGAGCUCCAUGUGUUCGACGGCGCCCACAAAGCCCCGGGCUCCGGCCUGGCCUUCUCCCCCGCCAGUGAACUGCUGGUGGUCAGUGUCGGUCUGGACAAGAAGAUCAUCUGCUUCGACACGGCCAGCAAGAUUGUCCUGAGGUCGAUCCGGGUGGACAGUCCUCUGACCUCGGUAGACUUCACUCCGGACGGUACUGGUCUGGUAGUCGGGUCCACUCAGGGGAAGAUCUACCACUACGACCUGAGGAACUCCAGCACCCCCACCAGGAUCACCGUGGCACAUAAAACCUCCGUCACCUGCCUGCGCUUCCAGAGCAGCAGCAGACACAAGUCCAGUAAACUGGCCUCCUCCAAGACUUCCAGUAUGAAGAGAUCCUCAACCAAGCUGCUUAACAGCCAGCCGGACCCCGCCCCCAGCACAGGCCCCACCCCACCCAGACACUUGACGAGCACAGAUCUUUGGUCAGACGAAAUAAGACAUUUAAAGACAUCAGCAGGGGGCGCUGGUGCGGAGGUGAUGUCCCGGGAGGCUGAAGGCCAGCAGGGGACGGAGCAGCUUCCUGCUGCGGAGAAGUUCAGCUGCGUCGGACGAAACAGUCUGGACUUCUUCUCUCCUGUUCGAGAAGACUCUAGGACCCAGGGGACGACCGGAGACGCCCAGUUUGGGAGAACACACGUUACCAGUCUGGAGAUGCUGUCCAGAGACGGGGAGGGUCAGCAGCUCACCGGGCGGGACAGUCUGGACAUGUUCUCCCCCGUCAGAGACGACUUUUGUUCAGGUGCCAACUCUCACCGUAAGACCCCCCUGGGAACGUCCCUGCUAGCCUCUGGAGGGCGCUGCUACUCCCCGCUGUCUGUCUUUCAGACCCCACCAUCAAUCAGAGAGGAGGAGCCGGGCUCGGCUGUAGCAGCUGAACCAUGUGACUCCAGAAAGUCGGACCAAGCCGGCAGCAGCUCCGGCCUGGAGGGCGAGUGUCAGGCCACGCCCACACCACCCCAGCAGACCAAUCGCAGCCAGCCAGCCCCGUCCUUCUCCUCUAUAGAACCCAGCCUCUGGAGACCCAACGGUAUUCAAGCUCAGCUGAGCAGCGACUCACCUGUCCAGGGAGCUCCACCCACCACCGCAGCAGGUCCGGCUCUGUCGGCGGCCGUCUCCUCCUCUCUCUCCCAGAACAUCGCGGAGGUGGUCGGACAGGCCGGAGCCGCUCCUUUCACCUCCCUGCAGAUCCACUUCAUCCAGAACAUGAUCCACGAGACUCUGGAGGACUUAAGGGACGCCUGUCACAGAGACAUCGUCAACCUGCAGGUGGAGAUGAUCCGACAGUUUUACAUCCAGCUGAACGAGAUGCACUGCCUGAUGGAGAGAUACUCUGUGAACGAGUCUCUGGUGGAGGAGAUCGAGAGGCUGAAGGAGGAGAACCGCAGGCUGAGGACCAACUACUGAUCCAGAGAGGACCCGUCGGGCCCCGAGUUGAGCCUCUCAGGCAGCGCCUCCUCCCUCAGCAAGCUGACGUUUAGAUUAGAGGUGGUUCUGGCAAAGAGGGUCUCAACCUGGGGCAACAGAGUCUGGGGUCAGAACUUUGCCUUCCUGUUGUGGUUGCUGCUGCACGAAGAGGCCGAACACAACCGCUCUCUCUUCAGUCAGAGCGGCUGAACGGCAGCGACGCCUCCUGGAGCCGUGGACGAAGGCAGCGUCUCAGAUGCGAGUGAAGCUGAAGAACGAAAAGACUGAUGAAACAAGUCCGUCAUCUUGUGGUGUCAUUUAAAAAAAAAAAAAAAAAACAGAUUUUGGACUCUGGUUCGUCUGAGGGUGACGGUGUCGCAGUAGUUUGCACGUUUAGACGGAUGUUCAUCAGCAGCCGGCGGCUUCCUGUGUGCCUGUAUCAUGUUUUUAUCAUGAGAAACAUUUUGUCUAAAGAAUAAAAAAUAAAUAACAUUGAAAAAACCCCAGAA
Messenger RNA from Micropterus salmoides (largemouth bass), 3948 nucleotides. RefSeq names its product NEDD1 gamma-tubulin ring complex targeting factor (gene nedd1). Bases 1343 to 3439 code for a protein of 698 amino acids. NCBI's taxonomy places the organism in Eukaryota, Metazoa, Chordata, Actinopteri, Centrarchiformes, Centrarchidae. Gene Ontology annotation, biological process: microtubule nucleation; mitotic cell cycle. The record is from RefSeq and is a predicted model, not a curated record. Gene Ontology annotation, cellular component: ciliary basal body; pericentriolar material; centriole. The transcript is spliced from 17 exons. Gene Ontology annotation, molecular function: gamma-tubulin binding.